Messenger RNA from Botrytis byssoidea, 927 nucleotides. RefSeq lists its product as uncharacterized. Lineage: Eukaryota; Fungi; Ascomycota; Leotiomycetes; Helotiales; Sclerotiniaceae. The transcript has 3 exons. The record is from RefSeq and is a predicted model, not a curated record. Bases 424 to 927 code for a protein of 167 amino acids.
GCACCGAUUCCUGAAAGAAAAGCAGAAAAAAUAGAAAAAUAAAAUGUUUCAAUAAUUCCACGUCGAUUUCUUCUGGUUCUUUCUAUUGGAUUCUAGGGAUUGGUUGAUUGAUUGAUUGAUUUACUUCAUUGAUUGAUUGCAGAGCGGAUCACUCAGAGCUGGAUUUUCUCGUUGCUUGAUACAUAGGCGACGAAGAAGUUAAUGUGUUUGGGAUUGAGAUACUGCUACUGGAAGGAAAGAAGGAACGAUCAAUAUCAAUAUCAACAUCAAGAAGACGAACGAGAUUCUUGCUGAAAAGAAAGGAUAUUAUUACCUAGUAUUCUAUUUUAUUCUCGGGGAGUUGCCCUAAAAAAACAAAGGAUCAGAAGUCUUUACCAUAUAAAGGAACAUCGACAAGCAAGCCACUUUGAAAACUCGCUCAAAAUGGAUAUUCUGGCGCUCAUUCAAGCUAAUCCGGUCGUUAACGACAUCUAUCAACAUCUCGCCCCCUACCUAAUGCAAGCGUACCCCUACCUUCUGCGCGCCUACCCUCUCCUCCACAGCAUCUACACCUCUCUCUUCACCAAUUUCCUGCACCCCCUGUACCUCUUCACCAUAACGCACAUCAUGCCACUGGUCCUGCCGCUCCUCGAAGCCGCUCUCAAAGUCGCGAGUCAGAGUCCUGGGAUCGCGGUCGUGGUGGGAGUUUUGGCAGUCAUCUGGUUUAUAUUUUUCCUGAUGGGUUUGAUGCGCAGGAUGGUGGCGUGGGGACUGCGCAUGGUGUUUGGAUUGGUGUUUUGGGGGGUGCUGGGCGGAGUGGCGGUGGUGGUUUUGCAGAGGGGGGUGGGGAGGACUGGGGCGGAAUUGGUCGAGGGGGGAAGGUGGGUGCUGGAUGUUUUUUGGAGUGAGUAUAUGAAGGCAAGGAGGGAGCAGGAGAUGAGGAGGUGA